This is a messenger RNA of Ctenopharyngodon idella (grass carp), 4105 nucleotides long. RefSeq names its product muscle segment homeobox 1a (gene msx1a). Gene Ontology annotation, molecular function: RNA polymerase II transcription regulatory region sequence-specific DNA binding; DNA-binding transcription factor activity, RNA polymerase II-specific. Gene Ontology annotation, cellular component: nucleus. The coding region runs from base 152 to 925 and encodes 257 amino acids. The transcript has 2 exons. Gene Ontology annotation, biological process: regulation of transcription by RNA polymerase II; embryonic morphogenesis. Lineage: Eukaryota; Metazoa; Chordata; Actinopteri; Cypriniformes; Xenocyprididae. The record is from RefSeq and is a predicted model, not a curated record.
UAAGCCCCUCCCCUCUGUUCUGAUUGGAUCACGCGUGUGUUAUUAGCUUACAGUACUUCAUAGAGGAGUUAAACACCAGCAUGUUCUAAGCAUCACAUCUGGCGUUUACUAAAAACUCUGACGGUGCACUUCACAUCGGUGUGUCGUGUAUAUGGCCCCAGUUAUCACCAUGACUUCUCAAGCUACUGGGUUUAAAGCGGAAGAACAUUCCCGUGUGAUUCUGGGAGUUAAAGGAGAGAUGCAGACCAGCAUCAGUGUGGAAGAGGACGGAGAACGACCGAAGAUUCUCCCGUUCAGCGUUGAAGCUCUGAUGGCAGAUCGGAGGCCGAACAGCUCUUCCGCCGGGACAUCGCAUACUCUCAUUCCGGAUGCAGAUCCAGAUCGAGCCGGUGCUCGCUUGACAUUUUCUGUUGACGUUCUCAAACUGCACGAGAGCGCGCCGGUAAAGGCGGAGAGCCCAGAGCGCGCGGAGCGGAGCACAUGGAUGCAACCGCCCAGUUUCUCUCCCAGGCGUCUCAGUCCUCCCGCGUGUCCUCUGAGGAAACACAAGACCAACCGAAAGCCCCGGACCCCGUUCAGCACGUCUCAGCUGCUGGCGCUGGAGAGGAAGUUCCGGCAGAAACAGUACCUGUCCAUCGCCGAACGGGCCGAGUUCUCCAGCUCACUCAACUUGACGGAGACUCAGGUGAAGAUCUGGUUUCAGAACAGACGAGCUAAAGCCAAGCGGCUCCAGGAGGCCGAACUCGAGAAACUUAAAAUGGCCACUAAACCGAUGCUUCCUCCGGCCUUCGGGAUUUCAUUCCCAGUCGGCGCUCACGUUCCCGCUUCAUAUUCAGGAUCACAUCAGUUUCACAGACACUCCAUGAGCUUGACUCCGGUGGGACUCUACACACACAUGGGAUAUAGCAUGUAUCAUUUAGCUUAGAAGAUGAUCCAACGCCAAGAAAUGUGACUCUUUCCGAUAAAGUGGAAAUGGUUAUAAUGAUGGCAUUACAUACGGCCUGUACUUUCAGAGAGUUAUGAAACGGAUUUGGUCGAAGGUAGGUCGAGGGAAAGCAGUCUGUAUUCCACACUUGCAUUCACAGCAAUGCGUCUAUAAUCGAACAAACUCGCAUGAAUGUUUUAAACGAACAUUUUAAAGAUAAACAACACUGACUGUUGUUUUAAUGACUCCCUUCGAAAGGGAUAUCUGAACUGUAAAAUAUUGUACAUUUGGACAAAAAAUACCAUUUAUAUGAUGAAUAUAUUUGUUAAAUAAAUUAAUGACAAAUGGCCUAUUUUUUUUUCAUUGUUUGUUCUGCGAGAGUUUUAAAAAACGUGUCCAAAAAAAUGAAACCAAAAUAUUUCCAAAUUUGAUGACGAUUAAAUUCAGUCCAGAAGUGUUGAGUAUUUAAUCUUAAACUCAAAAACUGUAUGUGGUUUCCAUAAAAACACUCGAAUAAACAAAUUCCAAUGUUUUUAAAGAGAAAAAAAAAGUAAAUAAAAAAGAACAUCAAGGCUGGCAUAUGUCAGUGAAAUUUAAAACCACUCAAUAGUUGUACACAUAAUUGCACUUUAUAUUAAUUUGUUGACCUAGAUUAACAUCAAAGUUUUUUUCGGUAAUAGUAAAUAAUCUCUUACAGAAACACAUCUACGUUAAACGUAACCCCAAAAAAGAACAGGCAGUCUUUGAGUGUCGUGGUGAAAGUGCAUUUAAACUGUCAUCUAUCAUCUGGCUGGAGUGUAUUUCCACAGCUGUUGCUUAUUGCUCUGAAAUAACCCACUUAGAUUUUCUUGGCGCCGGUGGAGCUCGGAGAGACCAGCGUCUACAGAACCGUCACUUGUGAGGAGUUCAAACAAGCCAGUUAAAUUAAAGAUUGGACUUAGACCUGAAAUUACCUUAAAUGAUUUGACUGGAAUCCUCUGAAGGGAUGAAAUUACAGUGAGUUUAGAGGACCUGUAAGGCAUAGAGGUCAAUCAAGAGAAAACGUCAACGUUCUGGAUCAAGGUUGUUUCGAUUCAACGCUGAUUGCACAAUCUAGUUUCAACCUCUUAAUUUUCAACAGAUCUUGUUCAAUUUUUAAUAGUAUUUUGUUAACCUUUUUACAACCAUAUAGCUUUUUUUUUUUUUUUUUCAACGAUGAAACAAUUUCAACCACAUUUUAACACUGAAGGACGGUCACAUGUUGGCUAGAUAUUUCAAUCGUUCUAGAGAUAAGAAACAGGAACUGAAACAAGCCUGUGAUUUUCAUGAGAAAACGCAUCGAUUUAUGAAAGAAGAGUUAAUUUCUUUAUGGUCUCUGUGAAGAACGUGAUCUGUCACAGACCCGAGUUCAGAACAUUCCGCUGCUCGGUAAUUAAUAAAAGCCCUAAUGACAAUACGAUGAGAAUCACACGGGUGAGCGCGCGGUCUGAAAGAGGCCGACCUUCUGACAAAAGAUCUGAGGGGGAUCCGUCCUUUCUUUUCACAAGAGCUCGCACUCUCUCUCUCUUCACGCCCCGGGCUAAAAGGGAAACAAAAGUCACUUGUUUUUAUCAUCCAAAAUAUCACAACGGGAAGUUUGCGAAGAGAAUCGGCGCUUCAUUUCUCUGGCGCCACGUCUGUCAGUCUCUGUCUUCAAGGACAAUUUAAAGACUCAAACUGGGAAGUUAUUUCAGCCCUUUCUAGAUUUAUGUACAUUACAGAUGUUAUAUUCUGAUAACACUCCAUGCAUGUCUUCCAGAAACUCCUGCUAUGCUGUACACAUGUAAACCUACGUUUAAUAUAAUCUAAAAAAAGAACCUAAACUAACCUAAAUUAGUGUUAGAGUUAAAUCGUAAAAUUAAUACAUUUGUAAAUUAAACUUGUGAAUAAUAAAUUAUUUUUCAGGAUUACGCAGGUCACUACAAAUAUCUUUAAUAUUAAGUUGCAUUUUAACGAAAUUGAACACAAACAUUCAAAAAGCGUCGGUGCAAAUGUAUUUUAGGUCAAAAUCUUUAGGCUACAGAUAAUUAUACAUUAUAGUAUCUGUUUGUUGUUCUUUCCUUUUAGAGGAGGAUAGAGAUUUUGUAUUCAACGCUCAGGACAUUGUUUUCCCCGAAAGAUUUCCAUGAUAUUUCAAAACUUCAUCUUAUAUUGGUGCUUAUUUUUGACAUCUCAAAUUAAAAUAAACCUUUCUGUUUUUGUCCUGUUAACUCUCGACCCGAAAACUGUUCUUAAACACAAUCUGUAUGUAGUUAUAAAAAAGAGAGAUGAAUAUUGGAAGACAUGCCCAGUAUUAGUAGACCGUUUGUCUGGGAUAUAUUACGUCAUCUAAUUGCGCAGAAUAUUUUCCGUUCAUUGGAAUGACACAAAGUGGAAUAAAACCAAUAAAGCCUGGAUGAAGUAUUCCUAUAGAAAACAACAUCUCAUGAUUCCAGUUAUUUUGGUUUCAAAUUCGCAUCUGCAUUAAAGGCUAAACGUCGCUUGUGGAUUAGAUGUUGUCAUAAAGCUACAGCGCCCCCUGCCGGUUCACGCGACUUUAACUUACAUUAACUCAACAGUAGGCCUACUGAUAUCAAUUGGUAACCAUCACAUUCGUUUCUCUCUUUAAAUAUUCUUUAUUAACGAAUGCCUAUGGUUUCAAUUAUUUAUUUUACACAUGGACGAUGAAAUAUAUUGAAACCGAGACCGCGAAAAAAGAACAAUCUGUACUGUGUACACGCAAUUUACCUCGGCUCGAAAAAUAAUAUGAACAACACAUACGGAUUAAACCAACAACAAUUUUAUCAAUGAGAUUAGCCAUUCUCUUUAUAACUUCAUUCAUGAUAAUGGAAGUCAUUCGGGUGUCGUAAACUGACAACUUCUCAAACUAAAGGCCUAAAGACUGUAUCUGUGAAAAAUCACUAAUCAUUUAUGAGUAAUACAAGUUGUGUUACUGCAGUAAUUGUUUUCAUAAAUAUGUUUCUUUUCCUGGAAACUGAAUUUGAUAUUUAUUUCAUGGCAAUUAAAUUUCAUGAUUUUGCACCAACUGCAGCUCGAACGCUUUCCUUUAAGGUAAGCAACGUAAACAUAAAUGGCCAUGUAAAUAAAAACCGAUAUGAAAUAGAAAGAAAGAAAGAAAGAAAGAAAGAAAAAAGAAAGAAAGAAAGAAAGAAAGAAAGAAAG